AGCGUGCUGCCCAAAGGGCCGCCAGUGCCAUCCAUCAGCGCUGCCAAUGCCAGGAGGCCAAAGCCGGAGGAGGUUGAAGUGGCCGCAUCACCCCCGCCCAGUGCCAGUCUGGCCCCCGGUGCCACCCAGCCUCUCUCGGCAUCCGCCCCUCGGGCCGGGGGCUCCUUCGAGAUCCACCCGGCCCCCAAGCCCGACCUGGCUGCCAUCCCUGCUCACGACCUGCAGGCGCAGGCCUUGGCCAAGCUGCGCCUGAAUUCACGCAACUCCUUCCUCUUUGUGCCCCGCCGGGAGGGUGGCACAGCUCUGCCUGCUGCCCAGAGCCAUGCAACGGGACCAUCACCACCACCAUCCCCGCAGCAGAAAGUACAGAAGGAGCCCCCACGGGUUUCCGCUCCGGAGCAGGAAGAGCCGAUCGCUUCCCCGCCGGCGCCUCUGGAUCCGUCGGUACCUGUGACUUACAUUGAUGACAUUGUGGAGCCGGACAGCGGGGAGCUCUCCCCGAGGGCUGUGAGGACAGAGAACUUGGAUCAGCCCAGAGGAACCGGCCCUGAGCUGGAGAUGGAGAUUUCCUCUGUGCCCCUCUACAGACCGCACUCCCCCGGGCUCCAUCAGAGGGGAGGUAACACCUUCACUGUGGUGCCCAAAAGGAAGCCCGGUGCCUCGGGGCCGCAGGGUCUUACUGAGGCUGGUGGGAGGCCUCAGCAGGAGGAGGAGGAGGAGGAUGAGGAAAGCAAAGGAAGAAGCAAAGCUGUAGAGAACGCUGAUGGGCCCCAGGUGGGGACGUCCCAUAAAAAGCGCUACCCCACGGUGAACGAGAUCGAAGUGAUCGGCGGCUAUCUGUCCCUGGAGAGGUCCUGCAUGAGCAAGACGGGCUCCCGCCGCAAGAAGAUGAAGAUCUCUUUCAAUGAGACGAGUUUGCAGACCAUGUUUGAGUAUCCAUCCGAGAACUCACUGGUGGAAGAGGAGGAGGAGGAGGAGGAAGGACACACUUCUGAAACAGAGGAGGACAAAUCUCACACCUUUCACAUUCCACGCCCGAACAGCACUUUGCAUCCCAGUGCAGCUAAUGCAGCAGAUCUAUCCAGCUACACCCCAAAGCACUCUGUGAAGUUCAGCAAGUGGCAAGUGCAGAAGUAUGAGGAGAUGCCUGCUAAGGGACCCCUCCUGAAGGAAGCUGAUUCCCAUGGGAACCAAGUUAUGCUCACCCCAGCUGAGAAGGGCGGACUCUCUGACUUCAGCAGCGAGCCUGCGCUGUACUUCUGAUUGCUCCAUCUGUGAGCCUGCAGCAGCAGCUGCUGGGCAGAGCCUGGCAGUGCACCGUGGAAACCAACGCCUGGGUCCCUCCCUCAUCGCAGUCUUCACAGCGUCCUGAUGCCAAGGGUGGACUUGAUGCCAUUGGGCGUCUCUGGAGAAUAUUUGCACUGGGUUCUGGGUCCUACACGACUGGUUUUUUAAUGCGUAUGGUUUAUUCUCCUUGUGGCCUUGCAUAUUCCUUGUUCAAGAUCAGCUGUCCAUUAGACAGGUAUCUUAAAGCAGUGUGUAACCCCAGGAUGGAUGUAGAUUCUCUCAGUGCUUAUGACUGUGCUCAUCCAAGUGCUGAAUGAGGCCUGGACAGCAUUUUUGUAACACUUCUCUCAUGAGAGGCCCCAGUGAAGAAAGCUGUGGCAGGUGGCUGGACUCACUGCACUGGUUCUGACAGCCAGGUUACAGGGGCUGGAAGAACUGCUAAAGGUUCAUGGGUUGUUCUCAGUGUGGUUUUGGGUCUAGUUUCACUGAACUGUCAUGGAAUUUAUGUGCCAGUUAGGCACUUGUGAAGGAAGCUGAAUGCACUGUGUGGGUGAUGGGGAGGGGAAUAAAUGCCUUCAGCAUUAGGUGUCACUUUUGCACUGGCAGCAGGAAGCACCCAGUCCAGUUUGAGCCUUGUGAAGGUUCCCAAACAUUGGCCAUAGUUUUGAUCUCUCUGUAACUGCCUCUGCUCUCCAGUCUCUACUGCUAAUUGUGCUUGUUUGCCAGUUGCUCUUGUUUUGUUUUGGUAUCUAAUGGGGCCAGGCCUUAGAUUUGUGUCUUAGGUGGUGGGGAGACUUGCUUCUUGCCUUGCUCACUCUAUUUCUCUAUGCAAAGCACACGAGGGCCAUUUCACUCCUUCCUUCUACAGAACUUGAACAAGGAAUAUGAUUUUUUUUUCUAGUAUUUUUAUAGUUCUGUUGUAAUUGUUUGAUGCAGCCAAUAUGCAAAGGAAUCUGCUAGACUCUUCCAUUUAAAUUUUCUACAACUGUACACUCAGGGUCAAAAUUACACUCUGGAAAAGACUGAACACUGCUGCUAAUGUGAUCUGUAUUUCUGGGAUUAAAAGAGAUGCAGUUGGAAUAGA
This is a messenger RNA of Centrocercus urophasianus (Greater sage-grouse), 2371 nucleotides long. Its product is annotated as taperin-like. Lineage: Eukaryota; Metazoa; Chordata; Aves; Galliformes; Phasianidae. Gene Ontology annotation, molecular function: phosphatase binding. The annotation marks the transcript as partial. The record is from RefSeq and is a predicted model, not a curated record. The transcript is spliced from 4 exons.